Solenopsis invicta (red fire ant) is the source of this 8427-nucleotide messenger RNA. Its product is annotated as protein gustavus. The record is from RefSeq and is a predicted model, not a curated record. Bases 1331 to 2746 code for a protein of 471 amino acids. Gene Ontology annotation, biological process: proteasome-mediated ubiquitin-dependent protein catabolic process; intracellular signal transduction. Gene Ontology annotation, molecular function: protein binding. The transcript is spliced from 8 exons. NCBI's taxonomy places the organism in Eukaryota, Metazoa, Arthropoda, Insecta, Hymenoptera, Formicidae. Gene Ontology annotation, cellular component: SCF ubiquitin ligase complex.
GAGGCAUUCGCGGCCUCAGUCGUCGUUGGGACGUCGCCGAGGUCGUACCUCCGAUCCACCUGGCACUUCGGCGCGCUUACCUACGUACGGGAGAACGUACGCGCGCGCGCACACACACUUACGCACAUACACACAUACGCACACACAUACAUACGUACGUAACGCUCGCGCGGUAAUUUAUGUUAUGCACGCGUGCAUACUGCUCGCCGCGUAGCGGGGAACGAAACGGCCGGGUGCUGGUGACACGAGACGGAUAAGUUCCGGUGGGAGAAUACGACGAAGACGACGACAACGAACGCUGUGUGCUCCGGCUCAUGUUGCCGUGGUGUAUGUGCGCGGAACAGUGUGCAAUAUCUUUCCCAUUCCAUUUUUUUCCUCCUUCUUCCUUCCCUCGCGCUACUUCACCACCGUACGUGCGUGCGUCGUGUGUCGUGUGCAUCGCCGGAGUAACAACGGCGGAUUCGCGCGGUCGGUGUUCCGUCGCACAUUUUCCAAAUCCCACAAGACGACGUCGCCAGGCGAGAUCUACCCACGAGUCUCGCGGAGUGGCUAGCGGCGUGCUAUCCGCCUCUCGUUAUGACCUUGUCGUAUUAUGCCGAUCGUGAACACGUCGGUGCCGAGAGCACCUUCGACCCCGUCAGCCCGGAGAGAGGGGUUUUGUGCCACCAAAGUAAUUUGUUCUCUCUUUGGAAUUAACUAUCUGCUGGAUUCGUGAAGUCCAAUAAUAUACAUAUAUGACUGUUUCAAGUGGGUGCGUGCUAUCGCACCACGGUGUACCGAUGGGACCCUCUUCCACGCCUGUUUACUAGGUAUUAACCUAGCAAGUUCACCACGUACACCGCUAACAUAAAUGGCUCAUCUAAGCAGUUUCGAAAGUGUCGACCAACGUUUUUAGAUCAACAUUAGAUCAUCUCGGUCCUUAAUUCGAGAUGUGGUGAUAUAUACUUUUUUCGAUAAGUUUUUUCAAACACGUUUAUUUAACUCUACGUUUCGUGUUAAUCUUCGAAUGAGUUUUAUAUUUAAAAAAAAAAAAAAGUAAAAUUGGUGAAUUCGAUUACGGAAUCGGACGGAAAAGGAAAUUGUGUCCGAAGGAAAGUUCACUGAUCAGUUCGGCCGAAUUAUUGAACGAGAUCAAAUUUUCGGAGCGUAAGCGCGCAGGAAAGAUGCGUUGACUACGCACAAAUAGAAAACCGUGAGAAAUGCGCGGUUUCGUUUUGGGGGAUUUGGAAAAAUUGUGCAACCGCGGGCGGGUUAACCAACAGUAGAAUCGAGCCGGACUCAACUAUAUAUUGGGAGGCGUCGGUGGCAGGCCUACCGGAUACGUCGAGAUAUGGAUUUGCCGCUGAAACCAGCCCGCCGAACAGUGGACCGUCUCGUAGCGAACAGACAUGCCAGCGAGGACACGAGGUACAAAGCGAAUGCUCGUUGCGUGAGCGGGGGCGGUAGCCGCGGAAACGGGGCGACUGGCGGUACCGGAGGCGGUUCAGGUACUGCAGGCAGUCGCGGCGGCAGCGGGGGCGGUGGUAGCCCCGGUAGGGGCGGCGGCGGCGGCGGCGGCGGCGCCGGCGGAGGAGGAGGAGGAGGAGGAGGAGGUGGAGGCGGCGGCGGCGGCGGGGGAGGAAUAGACGGUGGCGUGGUGCCUACUGCACCACCGACUACCGGCCAUCACCACCACCACCAUCACCAUCAUCAUCACCUCACCACCACGACUACCACGACUACCACCACCACCACUACCUGCGGCACCAGACACCACAGGCACAAACUGCCUGCUGGCAAGCAGUGCACGGAUCACCACCGUCACCACCCACACCAUCUCCACCGGCAUCACCCACACCAUCGCUCCCACCACCGGGGCAUGAACAUGGGCCAAAAGAUUUCAGGAGGCGUGAAGAGCAUGAGUCGGGAGAGCGGUGCCGGAGCCGGCGGCGGGGUCGGUGUUGGCGGUGGCAACAACCCGCCGUAUACACGAUCGGUGAUACCACGCGAGCUGGCCCAGGAUUUCGCGAAGCCGCCGCGCCUCGACGUGCUUCUCGAUAUGCCGCCAGCUUCGCGAGAAACACAGAUUCAUCACAGCUGGAACGCCGACGAUCGUAGUUUAAAUAUAUUCGUUAAGGAGGACGAUAAGCUAACAUUUCAUCGACAUCCCGUGGCACAAAGUACAGAUUGCAUACGAGGGAAGGUUGGCUACACUAAAGGCAUGCACGUAUGGGAACUUUAUUGGAGCACGAGACAACGAGGUACACACGCUGUCGUAGGAGUCGCGACAGCGGAUGCACCUCUACAUAGUGUCGGCUAUCAGAGUUUGGUAGGCAACAACGAGCUGAGUUGGGGAUGGGACCUUGGCAGAAACAAACUGUAUCAUGACUCAAGAAAUAACACUGGCAUAACGUAUCCAGCCCUUCUCAAAUCUGACGAAACGUUUAUUGUUCCUGAUAAAUUUCUGGUUGUUCUCGAUAUGGAUGAAGGUACAUUAGCAUUCGUAGUGGAUGGUCAGUACCUUGGAGUAGCAUUCAGAGGGCUCAAAGGAAGAAAAUUGCACCCUAUUGUAUCUGCUGUUUGGGGACAUUGCGAAAUCACAAUGAAAUACAUCGGCGGACUUGAUCCUGAACCUCUGCCUCUCAUGGACCUCUGUCGAAGAGUGAUUCGACAACGAAUCGGCAAACAUAGAUUAGAAGACAAGAUUAACGAGCUGAAUCUACCGCAAACGAUGAAGACUUAUCUUUUAUACCGGGACAGAAGGUAACCACUGAGUGAACUGUGUGCAUUUCCUCAAGAUACCACCAGAAUUAUGACCACGAACAUCACAACCGUGCUACAACAUUAUGACGCACAGACGACCGUCCGCUGUCCCUGCCAUCAAGACCAGCAACCUUUUAGCCCUGCGUCUCCGUUAAUCAAGCACACGAUGUUCAACAGAUUAACAUACAUCAUACGACCAUGCGUCGAGACACACCUACCUCGAAAAUCUCGAGAAGACGUGUUAAGAGAGCGACGCCAAAAUACUGUAUUGAUAACUUGUUAUUGCGCCCUUAUCAGAAUAAAUUUCGUGAUCAAAUGACCGUGAUUUACUCUGAUAAGGGCGCAACGAGUCCUCAUCGUAUAUUGCCAUCGUCAAUAAGUUCCACUCAAUACAGGCAAGGUUGAAUGACAAAGAGGAAGAAAAAGAUAAAAAAAAAUUGGACGGGAUUUUUAAAAACACUAGUAAAUUUAGUUGUUUUUAGUUAUAACCAAAGAUGAAAAGUCGUUAUUUUUACCAUUAUUUUACCAUUACUUUACUUUACUUUUAUUUUUUUAUAAUAACGAUUUGACAAUGGUGUUACAAUUUUCAUAACGGUAAUGAUAACAUCAGGGUUGGGGAACAGUCACUUUUGACAAGCAACUCAUUGUCAUUAUACAUCACUCCUUGAAAAAAAAUAACUCGUUGACUCAUUACGUAACGAGUAAAGUUACAAGUUAAUAUUUUUCAAUGAGUAGCGCAUAAUAGUAACGAGUUAAUUGUCAAAAGUGAUAAGUUUAACUCUGAUCUUACCAUUAUACUAUUAUAGAAAAUUGUAAUAUUAUCAAAUUAUAAAAAAGUACUAUAAAAAAGUAACGGUAACGAGUAACGACGUUACUUAUUAUAUACUCGUUACUUUUCAUCUCUGAUUAUAACAUUGUUUUAUAUUUCUAAAUGUCUUAUAUUGUUUGUACUUCUAUAUAUAUCUCGAGAUAGAAAAUUAAAUUAUCCAUUAGUUUAAGAAAGUUAUAUAAGACCAACAGUUUCAGUACUUUCGCAUCGGCUAGUAUUUUCAUAUAUUAUACUCCCUUUUUUUAAUAUUCGACUUACUGACGGUGCAUAUACAUGAUGAAUAAAAUUGUGCCAGACGAUAAUGAGGCAGUACGAUAAUUUGCGCGAUGUUGAAAACACGUGAUAGAAGCGGAGGGCAAAAGAUUAUGCGAGAACACGAAGAAACUACAGCGCUUUUCAGUUGGCCAGUAAAAAAAAAAUUAGACUUAAUCAAGCCUGGAAGCCUGAUACAGACGUGUCGCUUGCUUACAACGGACUGAUAAUGGAUAGCACUGCAGGAUAACCGCCGCAAUAGAAAAAUGGUUGAGCAGGAAGAAAAACCGAACAGAGGAAAUAAAAGACGAACCAGUUUUCUACGUGGAACGAUACUCAGCGAAAAAUGUGACCUCGAUCGCACAAUUGUGUUAUGAUUAAUUCAAUUUGAACAAGUGUGUACAGUGAUGAAAACGGACCACGACAGCCACCUUCCAAUAGAUUCAUUUUUCAAGUAUUUUCUAAACAUGCAAGAUUUAAUAAAGUAUGGUGGUGUGUGCGUGUUUCGUGGAUGGAUAAUAAAGUAAAACUGUGACGAAGAGGGAGGAAGAACAAAGAUAACCCUGCCAUAAUGUUCUCUUCAGCAGUGUUCGAAAACUUUUUGCAUAAACAAUUGCGAAUAUCUGCAGGGGAGUGAGACCGAGUGGAGAAAGAUGAAGAAUAAGGGUAAGCAUCUGAAACUCGAGCUGUGGUGAAUGUCUGAAAAGAUGUCUAAGUAAACAAAAGACGUCUAAUAACGAAAAGCAUGUUACUAAAAUUAAUUAUCUACAUCUAAUUGAUUUAAAGCGGAAUAACUUGCGAAAAUAGUAUGUAUUUAACUAAUGUUUAAGAGAAGCAAGUGAACACACGGGCAUUGGCACAAAUUAUUCCAAACGCAAAUUAAAUCUGUCAUGGAGAGCUAUGUAGCCACUAUGUAAUCCGGGUAACGAGUAACGACGAUACAUAACAUCGAGUUAUACUUAUUAUCACGGAUUACUCAUCAUAACGAUUAUCGGAUUAUCGAUCGUAAUAGUUACAAUGACAACAAUGAACUUAUUGUUCAUUCACCAGACUGGCUGAUUAUAUCGGAUUAUAUCGGAUGUGUAACUAUUAUACUAUUAGCAUGACAAAUCUUACGACUGGUCUCUAGUAUCUCUUUACUCUUACGUUUGUCGCUUAGGUUAAAGACUAUGCCAACGGCUAUGUCGACCUGUAUAUAGAUAUAUUGAUAAUAUUGUAUGACGACGUAUACGUGUGUAUUGUGGACGACGAUUGUAUCCGUAGCUGCGGAAUAGGCAGACCGAAUGCGAGAGUGAUAACCAUUCUUCAUCAAUCCAUUGCGUUUCAUACAAGCAAUCAUCUCGCGUCAUCAAACCUCUCCAUUUCGGUAUAUCUUGCUUUCUGACGCGCGGGCUUAACGCGGAUUCGUAAUCAUUUCGAUUAUUAUCGCUAAUGUCACUAUCGACUUAAAUUCGUCCGAGGAUUGUAUCGCGUCUUCCAAAUUAUUGUCAAUCGUUCGUAGCCUUUAUCUAACCGUUCCAUACGUAUCUUUGAACGUAAAUUAUUGCGUUUUGCUUUCGCAUCCGUGCCAAUUACGUUUCUUCUUUGUGCAAUCCUCUGUAAUAACUUGUUUAAAUGAGAUCAACGGAUCAUCGUUCGACUGGACCGCAUUCUAACACAGUCAUCACAAAGCAGUCCACGAGACGACCAAUCAUAUUGGCGUCAUAUUAGCGACAUGAUUCACGACAUUAGAACUGCAUUUGGAAAUCCGAGUGCCCCCAUGUAUUCUUGUUAUUCAUCAAACGUUAAACCUAAGCCUAAGCAAAAUACAUCAUUAAAGUACAUCAUUUGAAAUGCAUAAUACUUUCUAUCUUUCGGUUUAAAAUACAAAGUACAGGUUAUAUUUAAACAAAGAUAAAAUGACACAUGACGGCACUCGGGUGAUAUUUCCGUACGCAGCCAUAAAACGCGCAUGAUCUCGCACUCGGGAGCUUUUGACAGCGUUUUUGCGAUUGUCACUACCCGGAAGCAUGAUCUGUCAGCGACGUUUGUCUUUGCUACGUCUCACAUCGUAGCGAAUACGCAGAGGAAGCACGUGCAUUGCGACGCGAACGAAUCGAAUGAUGAACGGACGGAUGCGAGGACGACUCGAGCUUUCCGAGAAAUAUAUCGUCUCUCCAUUGGCACGUCUCGUCGUCAGAGAUAAGCAUGUCAUGUAGUGGGAAACACUGGGAGAAUGGGAGAAACGCGAGGGCGGCAGAGAUGGCGAGAAGUCCUCUACGCGGAAAGGAAGUCGUCCUCGUUGUUUUUACGCAGCAGCGGGUAAUUUUACUUUGUCUUCUUUUAUUCGGCGUCCCUGCAUGAAAGCAAAAGUGACAAAAUAAUUCUCUUCAGCGGGGUGACUUUGCAUACCGCGAAUAAAAAAAAAAAGAAGAAUUCUAAGUAUGUGUAAGGGAAAACAGGCAGCGUAUCCGCCUCAAGCAUUCACGAUUCAAUGUACAUUCAUUCAUACAUGUCGUUCAUAUAUCGUUAUAUACGCGUGAGCAAACUGGGGAAAACUAGUACACACGCGCGCCCACACCUUCAGAGAGGAAGAUUUUUCUGCAACUAUACUUAUUGCUACCCGUUGAAACGAUACUGUUUUAUAUGAAUUAUUGCCUAUAGGAACGCAUGUCACGAGCCGAGCAUGAGAGAGGACAAAUAGGAUGAAAAUAUUGUACAAAAUUUAUUAUUAAUGAUCAAUAUUAAUAUUAUUACUAUCGAUUAGUAUCGAUCCCUUUUCAUACAGCACACUUUAUCUGUGGGAUGUCUUAAGGUACGAUCUUAGGACGUCCUUUGAUCGUCUUUAAGAUAUUCCUUAGAGAUUUGUGUUGUAUGAAAAUAGUUUAAUUAAUUACUCGGUCACUAUCGUGUUAGUCAGGUAUUAGGAAUAUUAUGAUAUAAUUGUGGUUUCAGUUUUUAUACGAUAGGGAGAAAUGUGUAUGCGAUCGAUUGAUAUGACAAUUGAACAUGCAAAAAAGAAUUUUUUUCUUUGAUUAUCUUUAUUUUAUCUUUCUUUUGAAGCAAAUGAAAAACUUGAUAAUUUUAAAUUGAUUUUACUAUUAUUUAAAAUGAUUGCUUAUUUAAAACAUAACAAUGAAAUGAAAGGAAUGCAGUGCAAGAAUGUAUUCUAAGCCUUCUUAAUGAUCUCUAUGAUAUUAAUUUCUUUAAAUUAAAAAAAAAUUAUUUGAUCUUGAGACAGAGAGAGAAAGAGAGAAGGAGAUUACUCCGUGUUAAAAAGAUUUAACUUUUGAUGACAAAAUCCUAUAUACAUUAUAUUUCAUUUAUAUGUUUUAAAUAUUUAUAAUAAAAUUAAUAUUAUAAAUAUUAUCACAAAUAUAUAAUAUAGUCAAUAAAAAAAUACACAAUUAAAUUUAUUUUAAAAUAUUGAUAAUUACAUUUUAAAAGAAUGUUCUUUGAUAUUUUUUCUUAUCUGUUCAAUGUAAAUGUAUUAUAAUGUGUUUGGGUUAUUUAAUCAGUUAAAGAUCAAUAUUAUUAUAAGCCUGAGUUUAAUUUGUAUUUGUUUGUAGUUAUUUACAUUCAAUCUUUACAGAAGCAGAUAUUAAUGCACAUUUUUUUUUUAAAGAAUUAUUUUUAUUGUUGUUUUUUUCCUAUGCAAUUUGGCUCAAAUAUAAAUCAGUAUGAAGAAGAGUGAACUAAGUAAUAUGUACAAUCCAUUUUUAUUAUAUGCCUAUCUAAUCCAAUUUUGUUAUUAUAAAACACGGAAUAAAAUAUAGAGCAAAUUAAAUUAAUUUGAAUCCAAUAUGUAACUUACCUGGUUUAAAUUAUAAAAAAAAAAUGGGCAUGACUAUUGUAUGACAAUUUAUAAUUCCAUAAUAGAAUUGUUUAUCGGGGAAAAAAUUCAUACCGUUAUAUAUUUUAUUAUUUAAAAUUUUUACGAGUAAGUUUCUUAUUCAAAGCUGAAAAAAAAGCAAAAAGGAUAGUUGGUCUAUCCCUAUUUUAACGUACAUCAAUCGAUCGCACACAAUGAUAAACACGCAAGGCAAGCUAGCUUUUAACAAUAAAAAAAAAACCGCGAUUCGUUCGCAUGCGCCGCGCAAAGUGUUCCAGCAAAAUUCGCGUGGCUGUUGCAAGGAUUAAUUUCCAUAAACUGCCUGCCCACCCUUGCAAACUACAUUGCCUCAAAUGUGUCUAAUUUAUUAAUGAAAUACAAUGUGUAAUGAGUGAUCAUAAUUCGCAAUUAUUAGUUUAAUCUGGCGAAAGCAACCAAUUAGUUUAAAUGCUAGUAAUCUAAAAAGAAAAGGAAGUAUAUGUAAGAAAGAGAACACGGAGAACUUGUUAGUGUGUUUGUAUGAGUGAUAAAUGCAUGCAACAUAUUGCAUGCAUACUGUGAAUACCGAUGAAUUCGGUGUGAAUACCGAAAUUGACCAUUAAUUUUUUCUUCCGCUUUUCGUUGUUAUUGCUUAAUUUUGAAUUUUAUCAAAGUGUCGUAUUAGUCGUGAUCCAGAAAUAAAUUUCAGUUUUCUCAUGAUAAUAGCUCAACAAAUGCUCUGUAGAACAUUAUUGUUUGAUAAUAUGUAAUAACAUCUAAUAUUAGCUACAGGAAUAAACAUGAAAAGAAAAGA